UUUAGACGCGGGCUCCGUGAAAAUGGACUGUUGAGUAGUGAUCUACUCAUCUUGACCAUAGACAUAGAUUUUAAAAAAUAAUAAAAAAUUAUUAUAACCGACGGGUCGGAAAAUGCCAACACGUGACCGGCCUUGUAUACACGGGCUGAUUUUGGUUUUGGGUCAACAAUCUGGUGACUCGAUUUGUUGACUACACAUAAGUUUCGGACAUGGUUCCGAUUCAGGUCCGAUCCGACCUGAAUUGGAACAAAAGAGUGCCAAACAUUGCUUAAAGCCCAUCCAAGUAAAAUGUGUGCAUUUGCCCACAUGCCAUAGUAGUGCACCUAUGCAUGUAUUAUGGCAAUUGCAAAAACAGUUGCGUGAGGUCAACUGUCAUAGUCACAAUUUUGACUUAUUGGGGUUUGGCAUGUAGAUGAAGCUACUGUAGCACAUGCCCUUUGUCCUCAAACAAAUCACUCACUUGUAAUAAAAAAAAUUACAAACAGUGAAAUCACCAAACAAGUUGCUAAAGUGGAUAAGAAUCAAAUGGCUGAUAUUAAAGCUACUUUCGGAGCUAACUGAUUUCUGCAACUCCAGAGGCAUAGAAGAAAUUGAUUUUCUUUUUGCAGCACAAUGGCCUUCUAUGGCUACACCGGCACGGGUAGUAAUUACAAUUACGAUUUUGCCCCUGCUCCGAGUGAAGCUUCAUCGCUGUACUUCUCUCCAUAUGAAUACGGUGAGCCUGCGUUUUUAGAAUAUAAAUCUUCUGCUUACUAUUAUAGAGAUGAUGAUGAUUCUUUUGCGGAUCCGGAAUUAAAUUACUCUGUCUACACUUCUUCCGAGCCUCAAGCGCUGCGUUACGAUCCGAUCGAAUAUAAUUAUUCCCACUACUCUGUAAAUCCAUCACACUACAGCUACAUUGAGCCUAAGCUUCUCACUUACGAGCCACCUCCUUACGAGACAAAAUUCUUCAUAUCGUAUUCGAAGCAAGAAUUCAACGAACCCGAAUUCGAAGAAUACGACCCGACCCCUUACGGUGGAGGUUAUGAUCCGGUUGCCACAUACGGCAAACCACUCCCUCCUUCAGAAACCACCUGUUACCCUCGCUCCGUGCCUCGAUCUGACGCCACGUCAUCACUGGAAAAUUUCUCUUAUUCUUCGAUUCCUUCACCGUAUGGUAAAGAUGAUGAAGAUAUUGAUCUUCCAAAGAAGCCUCAAAAUGGAGCUAAACCAAUCGACACGAAAAUUGUCGAAAAUUCGAUGGCUAAAGAUGAUGAAGAUAUUGAUCUUCCAAAGAAGCGUCAGAAUGGAGGUAAACCAAUCGACACCAAAAUUGUCGAAAUCGUUGUCGAUGAUUUGAUGGCUGAAGGAGAUGAAAAUGGGGUCGAGGAAAAAAGGAGAGGCGAUUAUUACGGUGGUGAAAGUGAGAGGGGGAUGCAUUAUAUGCCAUAUGGUUCUGGUUUGGAAACAAUUGAUAUUUGCGAGAGUAUAUUUGGUUAUUGGCCAUGCUUAGCCAAGAUCGAGCAGCAAAAGAAGCAGAAGCAGAUGAACAACUAUUAUGAGUUCAUGGAGGAAAGAAGAAUGGAUCCAUGGAAAAGUGCUGCAGAUUAUCUAUUUGGGGGUCCAGAAGCUGAAGCUGAAGCAGAAGCAGAAGCAGUUACGUAUGAUUAUGAAAACUAUCACCAUCAUAACCAAAAGCAGGCUCAAUAUGAGUAUCAUUCAUGGCUUCAAUAAACAAAAUUCUCAAAUAAUUCUCUAUGUUUUUUUUUACUAUUUGCUUCCAUAAUCUUUAUUAUAUGGCACUAUUUUGUGAUUGGUGGAAGGCAAAAUCAUGCUUUUUUUGGGAGGAUAUUCAGUGAUGCUGUCUGGUAUGAGUAUAUGGUUAGAGUUCAUCAUUACAUAUUUUAAAUUAGAGAUUUUCUUCCUUAAAACUCCUAAGGUUAUUCUGCUCAUUACAAAAUGGAUAUUUCAUGGAUGUUGUUAACUCUAACAGAGUAAAUUCGUUAGACGGAGAAUACCUCGGGGUAGUGCUCGUACUUAUAUAAACAACGAGGAUUUGAUUUUUUCGUAA
Molecule: messenger RNA, 2050 nt
Organism: Erythranthe guttata (spotted monkey flower)
Lineage: Eukaryota; Viridiplantae; Streptophyta; Magnoliopsida; Lamiales; Phrymaceae
Source: RefSeq, a predicted model, not a curated record